Messenger RNA from Paramormyrops kingsleyae, 2707 nucleotides. RefSeq names its product interleukin-34-like. Gene Ontology annotation, molecular function: macrophage colony-stimulating factor receptor binding. Lineage: Eukaryota; Metazoa; Chordata; Actinopteri; Osteoglossiformes; Mormyridae. Gene Ontology annotation, biological process: positive regulation of protein phosphorylation; positive regulation of macrophage differentiation; positive regulation of cell population proliferation. The record is from RefSeq and is a predicted model, not a curated record.
AGUGCUUUUGGAUUAGGGGCGAGGGGCCUGAGAAGGAGGAGGUGCAAUCUUGGGAAUUUCCAGAUUCGAUUUCAUAUAAAGCGGAGAGGCGGACAGCUUCUCAGCUGCUUCGGUGAUGUCGCGGUUUUGCUCGGUCUUGUAAUUUAUGAAUCUCAAACUUCUUUUGGCUAUCGUUCAGUUGGAGGAUGAAUCUUGCUGCACAACGCCUGGAUUUAAAAGCAAUCUAACCGCCACCUCCAAAAAGGCUGAGGAGGUGUAGAAGCAAGAGCCUGUUGUUCAUAAACCUGUGACCUCUGGCAGAGGUCCCACACCGGACGCCGAUCAGUCAACCAGCGCCUGCUGCAGGAUAGUGGUGUGAGGGGCCGAGAAGAUUGAGCGGACGACGGAGGGAAUUGUGCCCAGAGAGCCUGCUGCGUGUCAUCAUUUUGCAGUAUGCCGUGCUUGUGUGCCUCACGCCUCGGAACGCUGUUGGUCCUGCUUUGGGUGUUGCUUCCUCUGAUGACAUCAUCCACUCCUUCGACACUCUGCACAUCCCUCACCACUCUGAAGUCCAGCCUUCAACCCCCCCAUCGGAGGCAAUUAUUGAAGCACAAUUUCCCCUUGAAUUACACCAUCAGAGUACGCCCCCAGGAGGUUUUUAGGCUGCAUAACAUUAAUAAACUGAAGGCCAAGGUACCGGACUUGGAGCUUAGACACUUGCAGCAUCUUUGGGUGAUGGUGAACCAGGAGGUGUUAAAGAAAAUCCUUCGUAUUCUCCCUGAGAGACACCCAUCCCGCCGCUACAUCUCAGGCCUUGAGCGGCUCCUGCAAAUGGUGCAGCAGAUCCAACACGAGGUAGAGGAAGAGGCAGAGGAUGAGGAGCCUCCAGAGAAAAUACGGGAGAUCUUGGCCAAGCUGAGGGAUUCUGAUGUCAAGACCUGGAAGUGGGUGACUCCCAAAACCUUGGUGGACAACUGUUUCCGUACCAUGCACUGCCUGUUUGGCGACUGCUUCCUCAACAGCAAUGCGGAACAGGACUAUUGUAACUUCUUGAGUUGGAGAAAAGAACAAAAGCCAACUUUGCAAGCCUGAAGGAAGCGCUGUUUCUUCCAGGGAAACUUCAUGUACAAUUGCCAUAAACUUCCCUGGCCCCUGCAGAGUUUGAGAUGACAGUGAAAAUCCACUGACACAGACUUGCCAUGUGCAUCCAGCCUGCUCUCUGGAUGAAAAGGAUUUUCGGUUGAAACUACUGCUCUGCCAGAACGACUGCACCAUAUCUGGCUGCAACUAAAGACGUUUAUGAGUGUGUCUGGUGCACAGUGGUUGACUCACACUUGAGCUACCGCAGACAUGCUGAAAAAGCUGCCCUGUGCAUUGCAGUAGCAGCUGUAUUCUUCCAAGGCAAUACUGUGUGUGCGGACUUACAUACAGGACUUUAGUCAGCUGCUGGUUAGCUGGCUAUCUUCCUCAGCGUGGGUCUUCAGGGCUGUGUUCUAACCUACAGAAAUAAGUCCUGCUGGUACGGUUCGAAAAUUUUUUAUUAAGAUGCAGAAUAAUCUAGUUAAUAGAUGCAUAUAUUUUUGGAUUCAGAUCUGGUUUUGGUGUAAGAUUUAUUGCAAAGCAUUAGCCAUGUUUGUACUCCGUAUUUAUUAAUAUUUGUUAUGAUGAUGAACUGAAAUACCCAUGCCAUGAUAAUUCUCUUGCUUUGUCUUGCUGCUUAUGAACCCAUCCUCAUUAUGUGUGGUGAAAUCAAGCCCUGUAAGCAUCUCAGCACCUGUUCCUUACCAAUGUUGUAUGAAUGUAGCCUUUCUCUAUCCAAGCCAAGCCUGGAAUGCCUACCGAUAAUGUUAUGUAAAUCAAAUGACCUUCUAAAAAGGAUGUAAAAAUUAUGACAUAGUUUUUUCCAGUAGCAGUGAACAGAAAAACCCUUUAGCCAAGAUAUUAUUUUAAUUAAAUAUUUAUAUGCAUAAGGGUGAUUCACUCCUGGCAUUUUGAUCAGCAAAUUCACAUUCACACUGGAAAAAUACACAGCCAAUAGAUUUAGGAAUCUCCUCCAGGAUAUAUCUGUAUUUGACUCCACUCUUCUUGUCCUUGAUGAACAGCUUCUGAUUCCCUCCAGUUUAAAAACACCCCCAUAUUAUGAUGCUACCCCCUGAAAGGUAAAUGGUAGCGAUAGUUCUAUUUGGGAAAUGGAACGCGUUAGACCAAAAAAGCUCACCAUUACUUUCUUUACUCUAUAAAAGAAUGUUCCACAAGGCCUCCUUGUCUGUUGGCAAGCUUUAGGCAUGAUUUUAAUUUUGGCAAUUUUUUUGCCAUUUCCACAAGUACAAGGAAGUUCCACAAGCACUUCCUUUGCCUUCAUGACAGCACGACUGGACAAACUCUUGUUCGUAGAUUUACGAGUGCUCCAACCCACUUGUUAUUUUCCACGUCAUUCUGUAUUUGAAGUUUUGCCUGUUGUCCUGUCACAGAGACACAGAGAUUGGCCAAAAUAGAUGACAAAACACAUUGAUGCUCUUUUUUGGACAACGUAAUAAUGCUGAUGGUAUAAUAAGAGGUUAAUAUUGCAAUAUAAAUCUACAGUGCCGACUAUAAAUUAGCUCAAAUGGGACUUGUUGUUGUAACACCUGUAUGCCAUAAGAUCAACAUAUACAACUACCAUGUUGGAAGUAAAUGUAUUAUGUAAUUAUUUAUAUUUUGCUAGAUUAAAUGACAUUCUUGUGUUGUA